CGACGAGGUGCGGGAAAUUUUAUUGCUGGUGUUAUACGUGAAUUUUUUUCAGAUAUUGUCGCCCUUAAGAAAGAUUUUAAAGAAAGUUUGCAAUGUCUGUGUGCAGCGUAGUGCAAGAUGCGCCGUUAGAUUUGAGUUGUCGCAAUCCCGAAAGAAAAACGAAUUUGUUAAAUUCCUCGAAAUUUCAAAGAUGUUUACCUUGUCAAACGUGUGGCAAAAAUUUCGACAGACCUUCCUUGCUCAAAAGGCAUUUACGUACCCAUACAGGUGAAAAGCCACAUGGUUGCGCCGUCUGUGGAAAAAUGUUCAGUACAAGUAGCUCCUUGAAUACACAUGUCAGAAUACACACUGGAGAACGGCCACACGAAUGUCCAAUGUGCGGAAAGCGUUUCACUGCUUCGUCAAAUUUGUAUUAUCAUCGAAUGACACAUUAUAAGGAAAAACCGCAUAAAUGCAACGAAUGCGGACGUUCUUUUCCAACGCCUGGUGAUUUAAGAGCUCACGGUUAUUCUCACAGUGGUAACUGGCCGAUGCGAUGCUCAGUCUGCAAUCGAGGAUUCUGUAAACCUGGAGCUCUACAUCAUCACAUGCAAGUGCACACUGGAAACAGGCCGCAUCGUUGUAACAUAUGCAAGAAACAAUUUGCCAUGAUAAAUAAUUUACGAUCGCACGAGCAGUCUCACGAUCUCGAUCUGCCAAUUCGAAAUACCACCGCUGAUUCUUCGAACGCGGAAAACGAAAUAUCGAUUAAUGCGUUUACUUUUGAAGAAGUAAACAGGAACCAUUUACAACUUUCCGCGAUUUAUUCUUGGACUUCUUGGAUACCUUUUCAUUAUCCCAAGUAAUUAAAAUAAUCGAAGUGUACGAUACGUCGAACACAUAGUAUAAAUAUAGACUGUAAGCAAAUCUUAUCUGUGUAAUAAAUCAAACGAGCACAUCUUCGUAUGCCCGAAAUUAGAUCGUCACCGAUUAUUAUUAUCGUUAUUAAUUUCGAUUCUCCAUCAACGUAACGUUUAUCUUUUAAUAAGCUGGCUCUACGAUAAUUAUAAUCAGACUACGAAUUUUUAUGCGUUCAUGAGAAAUUUCAGGCUGCAAAAG
Molecule: messenger RNA, 1098 nt
Organism: Bombus pyrosoma
Lineage: Eukaryota; Metazoa; Arthropoda; Insecta; Hymenoptera; Apidae
Product: gastrula zinc finger protein XlCGF7.1-like
Exons: 5
Coding region: 93-845 (250 amino acids)
Cellular component (GO): nucleus
Source: RefSeq, a predicted model, not a curated record